Molecule: messenger RNA, 1813 nt
Organism: Trachemys scripta elegans
Lineage: Eukaryota; Metazoa; Chordata; Testudines; Emydidae
Gene: MTERF1
Product: mitochondrial transcription termination factor 1
Exons: 2
Coding region: 126-1355 (409 amino acids)
Biological process (GO): termination of mitochondrial transcription; regulation of DNA-templated transcription
Cellular component (GO): mitochondrial matrix
Molecular function (GO): double-stranded DNA binding
Source: RefSeq, a predicted model, not a curated record
AUUUUUUUUCUUCCUCCUGCAGUGAAUGGAAAAGGAUUUAUAUAUGUGCGAUCCAGGUACUGAAAAAUACCAAUAGGUUGUUUGCACACACUCAAGGUGUUAAGGCUGGGCCACUACUAUUAAAGAUGCUAAACAGUGGACAUACAGUACUACAAAGAUAUUUGCAGAAGCUGAUCCCUAUGGCAGCCAGGGGACUGUUGCACACGAAAAACUCACGUCUUUACAAUAUGAAUUGUUUCUGGCUGAUUAGAUUUUCAACAGAGAUUGUGCUCAGACCUGUGUCUUCUAGGCACUUCUAUCUGAAGACAGAGAGUGCUAAUGCAGACUCACGCCAGGAGAAUGGCAUUCUAGUAAACAAUCUGGCAUGCAUGGGAGUGGAUGUCAAAAUGGUGAGAAGGCGACAACCUGGAAUUCUGAAGAAGCAGAUCACAAAUGAAGAGGGCCUCAAAAGGUUUCUGCAAAGCAAAGGGGCUACUAAUGAAGUCAUUGCCAGCAUCAUCUCACGUUAUCCACGGGCCAUCACGCGUUCCUAUGAGUGUCUCGAAAAACGUUGGGAACUUUGGAGAAGUAUUUUGAUGACUGAUUUGGAAAUUGUAAAUAUUCUGGGACGUUCUCCUGAGUCCUUCUUUCGUUCCAGUAAUAACAUCAAUAUGGAGAAAAAUAUUACAUUUUUCUGUUCUCUUGGGCUAACCUCUAAACACCUUUGCAAUAUGUUGACCAGAGCACCUCGGGUGUUUUCUAACAGAAUGGAGCUGAAUAAGCAGAUGAUUGACCUCCUGCAUGAGAUCUGUUUAUCUUUAGGUGGUGAAAACCCAAAUGAUUUUGUGAAGCACAUCAUUUCUAAAAAUGUCUUCAUCCUCCUGCGGAGCAGCAAGCAAGUGAACGCAAACGUUGAGUUCCUGCAAUCAUCUUUCCAUCUGAGCAAUGAGGAAUUACUAGCUCUGCUACAUGGCGGUGGAGCUGACAUUUUGGACUUAUCUAAUGAAUAUAUAAAAAAAAACUUUACAAAUGCUAAAGGGAAGCUGUUAUCUCUUGGGUGCACUGAAAGAGAGGUGGAUAGAUUUUUCAUUAGCUAUCCAAGUGUGCUCUUUCUGUCAUCCAAGACCCUCAGUGAUAAAAUAGAUUGCCUCUUGCAAGCAAAGGUUCACAUUAAACAAAUAGUUGAAAUGUCUCGCAUUCUGGAUAUAAGUAUCAGUACUAUAAGAAGCAAAGUUAAGGAACUGGAAAAAACUAGUUAUGACCUCAGAACCAAUGGAAUUGGCAUCCUUUCUUUAAGUAAAAAGAGAUUUGAAGCUAAAUUGGAAAAAUUACAUAGUGCACAGCGAUUAAUCAAGAGGACAGAAUCCAUUCUGUGAGAAUACAGGGUCAGAUUUUGAAAUUAAAAAACUUGAAAAAGGGUCCUGUUUUGUUGUUCUGAAACUUAUUUCAAAAUAAUUUGUGGUUACUUAGCACUGCUUAUUUAAGAUAAGUAAAUUCUCAGCUAUCACUAGCAGGGUGCUAUAGGGUGACCAGGAGAACCGUUUGGUGUGUUGCUUACCAGUUGUGAUGGUAGUGGAUCACAGAUAUUGAAAAGAGUGAGACUGGUUUAGAGUGUACACCAGUUGGAGGAGAUAAUAGAGGUAUGCAGAAUAAUGAAUGGUACAGAGAAGAUAAGUCAGGUAUACUAUUUGCCCUUUCUUCCAUACAAAAGCAAGGGAUCAUUCAUACCCUCGAUUCUGGAACUGGCUUAGCACAGGCUAACCCAGGGGUAGGCAACCUAUGGCACGUGUGCCGAAGGCGACACUCAAGCUGAUUUUCAGUGGCACUCACACUG